UCAAUAUUUUAAUGUUACCAGCAUGCUACAGAGGCUCUGAAAAUAUUUGAUCUUCAUGCUUUGACCUGGGACUUGCCAUAUACAUGAAGUUGUAUACAGAGCUGAGACCAGCCCGGCGAGUGGAGUGGAGUGGAGUGGAGUGUGUAUUACAACUAUGAUGACCCCCGGGCACCUAUGGCUUCUACUGUCCGCUGUUGCUGGAAUAAGUCACGCCCUAAUAUGCACUUAUGAUUCGAUCUUUGAUAACCAUACGAAUUCGAAUAUUAGCUGUCCAUCUGACAAUUAUUGUUCCAGUACAGUCUUAGAAUUCUUCUCAGUUGUCGAAUCAGAUUAUUAUUACCUCACUGAACGUACCUGUGUGCAACGAGACUGGUGUCACUUUGAUGGGAGUUUCACUGCGGAGCGGCAAAAAGCAAGGAUAGCCAUCAGCUGUUGUGACACCAACUACUGUACUCCUACAAUGCCUAGUGCAAGCAAAAUAAGUCCACCUCCACUCAAUGGUGCGACGUGCCCAACAUGUCAUGAUUUUAACAAAACCACCUGUGACAAGGGAGACUUCAUGUUCUGCAGAGGCAAUGAGACGAGAUGUUCAACUGAAAUAACCAAUAAUACAGCUGUCUACACCCGUCGAGGAUGUGCCACUGACAGUUUUUGUAACUUUUCUACAAAUAUUUACUUUAACAGUUUCAUAUUCAAUGCAACAUCAUAUAUGUGUGACCCCGUUAAAAACAGAAGUCCCCCUCUACACAAUGAUUUUACCAUCGUUUUCACUUUGGCAAUCGUUCAUAUUCUUUUUCAUGUCUUUUGGGUUUAGGAAAGUCAAGUUUAUUUCAUGAAUCAUUCCAUAGUGGAUUUGUUUAUUUCUGUUUAAAGCCUGGCAGUAUUUUAUGUUGUUAUUAAUAUUUACCUUUUUGGAAGUCUCCAGGCCUUUUCCUCUUUGCCUUUUUUUCUAUAUUUUGCUGUUCUUAAUGGUGUAAAGACAGGUGUAAAUCAGUGCCACUCUGCACCAGAAAACUGUGAAUAAUGACCCCUGUAAUGAUGUCUCCUCAGGGGCAGGGCUAUGAUGCACUUAUAACAUGUUAUCCCACUGAGGACAUCUUAUGGUGGAGAAGAGGUACUGCAGGGGACAAGAGAGUAACCACUUAAAGUGGUGUUCCACCCAAAAAAAUAAAAACAUUUACACUAGCAGCUACAGAUACUUACCUGU
Rana temporaria (common frog) is the source of this 1207-nucleotide messenger RNA. RefSeq lists its product as uncharacterized. Bases 155 to 814 code for a protein of 219 amino acids. The transcript has 5 exons. The record is from RefSeq and is a predicted model, not a curated record. Lineage: Eukaryota; Metazoa; Chordata; Amphibia; Anura; Ranidae.